UUAUUUUCAACUAAUCACAAAAACAUUGGAACAUUAUAUUUUAUAUUUGGAAUCUGAUCCGGAAUACUAGGACUAUCUUCUAGAAUAAUUAUUCGUAUAGAACUAGGAACACCCUCAUCAUUUAUUGGUGAUGAUCAAAUUUAUAACAUAAUUGUAACAUCUCAUGCAUUCUUAAUAAUUUUUUUUAUAGUUAUACCCAUUAUAAUUGGAGGAUUUGGAAAUUGACUAAUUCCUCUAAUACUUGGAGCCCCUGACAUAGCUUUUCCCCGAAUAAAUAAUAUAAGAUUUUGACUAUUACCCCCGUCAUUAAUCCUACUAAUUUCAAGAAGAUUAGUAGAUUCAGGAACAGGAACAGGUUGAACAGUUUACCCUCCUUUAUCAAGAAAUCUUGGACACUCAGGACCCUCUGUUGAUUAUACAAUUUUUUCUUUACAUAUAGCAGGAAUUUCAUCAAUUCUUGGAGCAAUUAAUUUUAUUUCUACAAUAAUUAAUAUACGACCAAAAGGAAUAAGAUUUGAGCAAAUACCUUUAUUCGUCUGAGCAGUAAAACUAACAGCUAUUCUUCUUUUAUUAUCUCUUCCAGUUCUAGCAGGAGCAAUUACAAUAUUAUUAACAGAUCGAAAUAUAAAUACAACUUUUUUUGAUCCUUCAGGAGGAGGAGACCCAAUCCUAUAUCAACACUUAUUUUGAUUUUUUGGACACCCAGAAGUUUAUAUUUUAAUUUUACCAGCCUUCGGGAUAAUUUCUCAUAUUAUUUCACAAAAAUCAGGAAAAAAAGAAACAUUUGGAACUCUUGGAAUAAUCUAUGCAAUAAUAACAAUUGGAUUAUUAGGAUUUGUAGUUUGAGCACAUCAUAUAUUUACUGUAGGUAUAGAUGUUGAUACACGAGCUUACUUUACCGCUGCUACAAUAAUUAUUGCAAUCCCUACUGGUAUUAAAAUUUUUAGAUGAUUAGCAACACUAUAUGGAUCUGAAAUAAAUUUUAGAUCAUCAAUACUAUGAACAUUAGGAUUUAUUUUUUUAUUCACAAUAGGAGGAUUAACAGGAAUUAUACUUUCUAAUUCUUCAAUCGAUAUUAUUCUACAUGAUACAUAUUAUGUUGUAGCACAUUUUCAUUAUGUUUUAUCUAUAGGAGCAGUAUUUGGAAUUAUAGCAGGAUUUAUUUACUGAUACCCAUUAUUUACUGGAAUAACAUUAAAUAUAAAAUGAUUAAAAAUUCAAUUUACUAUUAUAUUUUUAGGAGUAAAUAUAACCUUUUUUCCACAACAUUUUUUGGGCCUAAAUGGGAUACCCCGCCGUUACUCUGAUUACCCAGAUGCAUUUACAAUAUGAAAUAUUAUUUCAACAAUUGGAUCAAUUAUUUCUUUUAUUAGAGUAUUAUAUCUAAUUUUUAUUAUUUGAGAAAGAAUGUCAACACAACGGCAAAUUAUAUUCA
This is a messenger RNA of Neodiprion virginianus, 1435 nucleotides long. Its product is annotated as cytochrome c oxidase subunit 1-like. The record is from RefSeq and is a predicted model, not a curated record. Gene Ontology annotation, biological process: mitochondrial electron transport, cytochrome c to oxygen; electron transport coupled proton transport. The annotation marks the transcript as partial. NCBI's taxonomy places the organism in Eukaryota, Metazoa, Arthropoda, Insecta, Hymenoptera, Diprionidae. The transcript has a single exon. Gene Ontology annotation, cellular component: membrane. Gene Ontology annotation, molecular function: cytochrome-c oxidase activity; heme binding.